Molecule: messenger RNA, 303 nt
Organism: Phytophthora sojae
Lineage: Eukaryota; Oomycota; Peronosporomycetes; Peronosporales; Peronosporaceae
Exons: 1
Source: RefSeq, a predicted model, not a curated record
AUCUGGUUCGAGUGGUACGCUAAGACCUCCAAGCUCUGGGAAGUGUGCGAAUCACGACAAAAGAAGUCCAUAUACAAGCAAAUCACGAACUACAUGAAGCUGUUUCUUCCAACUGGGUUCGCGUUGGACCCAACCUCUGAGACCUACUCGGACGCCGUGAUGCGUAUCGGCCAAGAAGCGCAGACGAACUUGUAUCAGUGCUUUGAAGAUCAUGGAGUGACUCGGAAGCAGGGUUCGUCCGUUUUGAAGGUCCUCCGUGAGCUUCAUCGUGCUGGCAAACUGGACUCGAAGAUCAAAGCGUAC